Messenger RNA from Paramecium tetraurelia, 678 nucleotides. RefSeq lists its product as uncharacterized. The transcript has 2 exons. Lineage: Eukaryota; Ciliophora; Oligohymenophorea; Peniculida; Parameciidae. The record is from RefSeq and is a predicted model, not a curated record.
AUGAUGCCUAACAACUAGUACUAAAGUCCAUAAAGUUCUUAAUUGCCUGUACAAAGUUACAAGUUCUUGGAAGUUGUGCGAGAAGAGGAGGCUGAAGAUGAGAAACCAACCCAUAUAUUUAGCGAGAAUCUAACGGAAAGCCAAACAAGAAUGCUUACUGCUUACACAACCCCAAUGAAGAACAUAAAACGGAAUGGAGGCAAUUCGUCAUCUUCUGGAAGGAGUCCCUUUUAAGAACUCUAAAAGUCAAGUUCCAAUUAGGUAUUUCAAAUUACAAAAUGUUUAGAAAAUAUUAACCACUGUAACACCGAACAAGAAUUCAGUUUUGAAGUUCAGAUGACAUUUUUUUUUAAUUUGCAUUUCCCCUUAUAAAAAUGCAUUUUUGUAAUAAUGACUCCUUUCUCCUUAUAUCUAUUAAUAAUAUAAACUUUUUCAUUUAAUAAUGUUUAAUUUAGCUUUCAAGAGGAUACCAUUGAAAUUACAAAGUAUCUGAAUAUGGAAGAAAUGUUGACUCAUGGAGUAUGUAAAAUUUAUCAUCAAAUACAAGUUAUCUUAACAAAAAUUGAUUUAUUCAUCACUUAGAGGCUUGUGAUUGCCAAAAAAUCUUUAAUAGGGAUUUAGAAGGCCAAGUUAUCUAACAUUACUAUAUUUGCCGUUUUCUUUAUUUUGAUUUAUUGA